CCCUCAUCUAUUCCCACCGACAUGCCCCCGAAGUCCCUCCACACACAUACCCCGCGCAGCAACCAAUAUACGUCCAUCCAAAGCCGCCGAAGAUUUCUGUUUCAAUGUCAACUUUUGCUCUUUCUGUUUUCUUUCUCUCUUUCUCCCUCUCUUCCUGCUUCUUCGCUCUUUCUCUCUUCCAGAGGGAGGGGAGGGGAUUGAAUACCGCCAUCACAUCCACCGUCUACAUCACCAGGAUGGAGACUGAAGGGGUUGAAGCGUGAUUGGUUGAGGGCCUAAUUGCAUUGUGUUAAAUUUGAAUUCAUCUCAAGGUAAAAGGGGGGAGUUGGUGGAGGAGGGCGGGAGGAAGGAUGAUGUUUGAGAAAUGGUGGGGCUGUGCCCACGGUAUCGAUUUCAGCUUCUGCUUCUACGAGGGGAGCAGCGACAGCGCAUGUGGCAAGAGAGGGCGAGGAGGGUGAAGAGUGACUUCAUGUUGUUUGAGGUUGAUGGUGUUGGACGAGGUGGAAAUCUUGUUCUUGUGGCUGCUCGACAUGCUUCGUUGGGGAAGAGAAACCUAGUUCGAUGAGAGCGAGACUUGUAUAUUAAAUUAUAAGGCAAUUAUGCGCCUCGC
Messenger RNA from Hyaloscypha bicolor E, 610 nucleotides. RefSeq lists its product as uncharacterized. The transcript has a single exon. Lineage: Eukaryota; Fungi; Ascomycota; Leotiomycetes; Helotiales; Hyaloscyphaceae. Bases 105 to 263 code for a protein of 52 amino acids. The record is from RefSeq and is a predicted model, not a curated record.